AUGGCGGUACCCACGCCACCCCUCUUGGACAAAUGCGAGGUUUGUGGAAAAUAUUUCUCCUCCCCGAUUGCCCUUCUUAUUCACAUGAGGGAUCACGCAGGGGAAGAAGUUCACUCCUGUCACUACUGUGGUAAAGGGUUCACGCUACGGGGCUCUCUUCAGCACCACAUGCAAAAGCACGGAGCUCAAGAACCCCAAUAUUGUGAUCUCUGCGGAAAAUGGUGUUCCUCAAAAAUCUCAUUGAUACAACACCGCAAUACACAUCAAAAUGAAAGGACUUUCAAAUGUAAUAUCUGUGGAAUGGAGUGCAAAACGAAAAUGCAGUAUAUGAAUCACAUGCGCAGAGGAAAACAUAAGAAAGUUAUUUUAAAUCAUAGCUGUCAGAAGUGUGGUGAAGCCUUCAUGUUUAAGAAGGAUUUGGCAAGACAUAAGAAAUUACACAUCGAAGUGAAACCCUUCGAAUGUCAAAAGUGUUUCAGUACCUUCUGGAGUAUAUCAGGGUAUCGGGGACAUUUAAAGAGACACGAGAAGGAAGAAAGUAAGCGAAAAGACUACAGAUGUCACCUAUGUACUGCUGUAUUUCAUAGUCCAGAAUCCCUGCUUGAACAUUCCAGGGUACAUAAUGACAACGCAGAGUUAAACGUACAGACAUCUGACCAACUCGAGAAGGGUCAAAAACAGGAUAACAUAGAGUCGAAAGUACGAAAAUCUAAAAAGAAAUGUAAAGAAUUGAGAUCUUCAAAUUCAAAUCUAGUUCAUUUUAACUCGCAAACGGAAGGAAAACAACUGGAUAGCUCUGUGUUACAACAUUUAGUUCCUUUUAAUUUGUGUAAGUACAGCCAGGAACUUGAUAGUGCUGGGUCCUCGAAUUUAGUUCAUUCUAACUUGUACAAAGACAGCAGCCAAGAACUGAAUACUAGUAGUUCAAGGUCAACUAUAGUCCAUCCUGACUCUCACAAGAACACGGAUAGUUCAGAGAAAGAAAUAACCCAUACGUAUUCACCAAGGGACAAGCAAGACCUGGAUAGUAAAGAGACGAAUUUUGAUCAUUCUAACUUGCACAAAGACAGCAUCCAAGAACUGAAUAGUUCAGAGCCAGAUUUAGUCCAUUCUCACAAGUAUUUCAAUGAAAAGGACCGGUCAGUGAAAAAGAUAGUCCAUACGAAUUCACAGAAUGAUAGUCGAGAAGUAAAAAGUUCACAGACGCCAUUUUUGCACACAAAAACUCAAAAUAUAGACAGUUUGAUAUGUGAAAUCUGUGGUAAGUGUUUUAGUCGUAUACAGAGUCUGAAGACGCACCAGAAGAUACACACUGUCCGGGAGGGAUUUGAGUGUGUACUGUGUAAGAAAGUGUUUAUGAAUAAGUGCUACCUAGAACGACACUACAAACAUCACUCGGGUGAGUGGUACUUCCCCUGUAAUCUGUGUGAUGAGGGUUUUGACAAGAAGGUCGUCCUGGGUAGUAUCCACUUCUCUGAAGGUCGAUGUCCACCCGGAUACAUAGGAGCGGGUCAGUUUUGCCUAUUCUUCACUGAAUUAGCGGGAACCUGGGCGGAGGCAAACAGCUAUUGCAGAACAUUCAAUGCUGAGCUAUUCGAACCAAGGACUGAUGAGCGCCAGAACGCGCUGGUUGCAGCCCUGAAGAAAGUACCAGGACCAAAUGACCUUGAAUUUUUCAUCGGAGGUAGCGACUUCUUUGUCGAGAAUCAAUUUAUCUGGUCAACUGAGUCGACUCCUGUUGGGACCACUCAUUGGUACCCUGGUAACCCAAGCAACAGCAACAACUGGGAGGAUUGUAUGGCUGUAUUGAAAACCGGGCAAUGGAAUGACAUCGCGUGCGACCGCGAUCUGCGGUUUGUUUGCGGAAAAUAUGCAAUAGAGGACCCGGCAGUUGUUGGAUAAAAUACAGUGUCGACAAUGCGUCUACCGUCAUGAAGCAAGAACCUUGUUCACAUUUACAAAUAUGAAAUAUUAAAAUAACAUAUAAUUACCAA
Molecule: messenger RNA, 1994 nt
Organism: Pecten maximus
Lineage: Eukaryota; Metazoa; Mollusca; Bivalvia; Pectinida; Pectinidae
Product: zinc finger protein 58-like
Exons: 6
Coding region: 1-1902 (633 amino acids)
Cellular component (GO): nucleus
Source: RefSeq, a predicted model, not a curated record